Molecule: messenger RNA, 4016 nt
Organism: Salvia miltiorrhiza (redroot sage)
Lineage: Eukaryota; Viridiplantae; Streptophyta; Magnoliopsida; Lamiales; Lamiaceae
Product: multiple C2 domain and transmembrane region protein 7-like
Source: RefSeq, a predicted model, not a curated record
CUCCAUUUUCUGCUGGCUCCAAAGAGUAGUCAAUAAUGACACCAUUUUUUUUUUCUCAAGUCUCAUUUACACCACACCCAUUUUCUUCAAAUUUAGGCUCUCCAUUAGCCAGGUUCUGAAUAAAUACCAAAACUUGUUUCAAGAUAACGGAAAACAGCUUCGUGGGUCAUUCACAUUGUGUUGAAAAGAUUCAAAUUUUCCCAUACUUUCACAAGCUCGUUUUCUGCGUGUUCAUUUUUCUUGUCACGAGAUCUAAACUUUCUUACCAUUAAUGUAAUGUUAUUGAGAGUUGUUUUGAAUCUAUCAGACAGUAAUCAUUUCAACGUUAAUGUAUUUUUUUCCCCAAGGAUUAAAGUGCUCUGUCUUACCCUUUUUGUGAUUAUGUUUGCAUUUUUGUUCUUCAUGUUUUGAUAAGAUUUGGCUCUUUUAGUGCUUUGUGGUGUAUGCAUCUGAUGUUUUUAAAGUGCAUGUGUCUUAGCGUUAUUCAAGGAAAAUCUUAGCGUCAGUUUGGGAGCACUUAGUACAAGCUCUUCUAUUUAUUUAUUUCUUUCAAUUCCAAGAAUAUAUUUUUUUAUGUUAUAGAUCUCUGCAACACAUACGCCAGCACAUGGUAAUGCCAAACAAUUGACCCAAAUUUUGCUCACAUCUUCCCCUUUUACUUGCACAUUCUCUUAACUUUAAAGCUGUGGCUUUUCCCUUUACUCUAAGUUUCAUUAAGAUUUUGAUUCUUAUCUGUAGCAAAGAAAGGUUCUUGGUGAAAGUUGAAGGGAUUAUCUAAUUUUGUUUAUGCAUAACUUUGGACUGAUCUCUGUAGUUUUUGAUAGCUCGGUGGUAAGCACGAUGACUGUUGGAAACCUAAAGCUUGGGGUAGAUGUUAUUAGUGCUCAUAACCUUUUGCCUAAAGACGGUCAGGGUUCGUCUAGUGCUUUUGUGGAGCUUUGCUUUGAUGGCCAGAGAUACCGCUCCACGACCAAAGACAAAGAUCUUAGUCCCGUGUGGAACGAGAGCUUUUACUUCAAUAUAUCAGAUCCUGCCAUCCUCCACUCUCUGGCUCUCGAUGCCUACGUCUAUAACAAUGUCAGAGGCAUCCAAUCCAGAACCUUCCUUGGAAAGGUUAGCAUCAACGGGACUUCCUUCGUACCCUACUCUGAUGCAGUUGUCCUGCACUACCCUCUGGAGAAGCGUGGUAUAUUCUCACGUGUUCGAGGAGAGCUCGGGCUCAAGGUUUACAUCACGGAUGAUCCAUCAAUAAAGUCAUCCAUCCCUGCUUCCAUGGCUGAUGAAUCUCAUUUAUCCUCAGAAUCAGGUCACAGGUCAAUAUCAAACGCGGCCCAUCAUGUGAAAAUUGAGGCGGCAAGGCAUACAUUCCACACUCUGCCAAGACGUGGUGAUUCUGAUGAACAAGCCCCUGUAGUCGAAGAGCCUCAUCAUGUUACUAAGUACAUGGGUGACGAGAUGAAGGCUCCUGAACCAAUGCCUCCAAAGCUUGUACACAUGCACUCGGUAUCAUCAGCACAACCGGUUGAUUUUGCUCUAAAGGAGACGAGCCCUUUCCUUGGCGGGGGGAGGGUUGUCGGGGGAAGGGUUAUCCGAACUGACAGGGCAGCCGUGGGUACCUACGAUCUUGUCGAGAAAAUGCACUUUCUGUUUGUUAGAGUCGUGAAGGCCCGUGAGCUUCCUGCCAUGGAUGUCACUGGAAGCCUAGAUCCCUUCGUGGAGGUGAGAAUCGGAAACUAUAAAGGAAUUACUAGGCACAUUGAGAAACAGCAGCAUCCACUAUGGAAUGUAGUUUUUGCUUUCUCAAGGGAAAGGAUGCAAGCAUCUGUACUAGAAGUUGUUGUUAAGGAUAAAGAUCUUUUGAAAGAUGAUUUUGUUGGUUUGGUCCGAUUCGACCUUAAUGAGGUCCCGAUGCGUGUUCCACCCGAUAGUCCCUUGGCUCCGGAGUGGUACCGUCUUGAAGAUAAGAAGGGGGAGAAAAUAAAGGGCGAGCUGAUGCUUGCAGUCUGGAUCGGCACUCAAGCAGACGAGGCCUUUCCCGAUGCAUGGCACUCCGAUGCAGCUACGCCCAUCGACAGCUCAGCAGCAGCAUCAGCUCUUAUACGCUCUAAAGUCUACCAUGCACCACGCUUGUGGUAUGUUCGUGUUAAUGUCGUUGAAGCCCAGGACUUGGUACCAACGGAGAGGAAUCGGUUCCCUGAUGUGUAUGUGAAGGCACACAUAGGAAACCAGGUCAUGAGAACGAAACCAACUCAGGCUCGGAACUUUAACCCUGUGUGGAAUGAAGAUCUGUUUUUUGUAGCUGCUGAGCCUUUCGAAGACCAUCUCAUUCUUACAGUUGAGGAUCGAGUGGCUCCUGGAAAAGAUGAGAUCAUCGGGAGGGUUAUUAUACCGUUGAAUAUGGUGGAGAAGCGUGCUGAUGAUCGCAUCAUUCAUUCCCGUUGGUUCAACCUAGAAAAGCCGGUUCUUGUGGAUGUCGAUCAGUUAAAGAAGGACAAGUUCUCGAGCAGGCUUCACCUACGAGUAUGCUUAGACGGGGGCUACCAUGUUCUAGACGAAUCGACUCACUAUAGUAGUGACCUUCGCCCCACAGCGAAACAGCUCUGGAAACCACCCAUCGGUGUUCUAGAGCUUGGCAUCUUGAAUGCUGUUGGACUUCACCCGAUGAAAACACGUGACGGGAAGGGCACGUCAGACACGUAUUGUGUGGCCAAAUACGGCCACAAGUGGGUCCGAACUCGUACUAUUGUGGACAAUCUGUUUCCCAAGUACAACGAGCAGUAUACGUGGGAGGUCUUCGAUCCAGCAACGGUCCUCACCGUUGGUGUUCUUGAUAACAGCCAGCUAGGCGAAAAGGGUUCAAACGGCAACAAAGACCUAAAGAUCGGGAAGGUCCGGAUACGAAUCUCCACGCUCGAAACAGGCAGAGUCUACACACAUUCCUACCCACUCCUGGUUCUACACCAGGCCGGUGUCAAGAAGAUGGGGGAGCUCCAUUUGGCGUUACGUUUCACGUGCACCUCGUUCGCCAACAUGCUCUACAUCUACUGGAGACCUCUACUCCCGAAGAUGCACUACAUCAGGCCGUUCAGCGUGAUCCAGCUGGAUAUGCUGAGGCAUCAGGCCGUCAACAUAGUGGCAACGAGGCUGGGCCGGGCAGAGCCACCUCUGAGAAGGGAGGUGGUGGAGUACAUGUCUGACGUGGACUCACACCUCUGGAGCAUGCGGAGGAGCAAGGCGAACUUCUUCCGCCUGAUGUCCGUCUUCAACGGGCUAUUCGCUGUCGGGAGAUGGUCGGGGGACAUCUGCAUGUGGAAGAACCCUAUCACAACAGUGCUUGUCCAUGUCCUGUAUCUCAUGCUUGUCUCCUUCCCAGAACUGAUCCUACCAACAGUUUUCCUCUACAUGUUUCUGAUAGGGAUUUGGAACUUCCGAUACCGGCCGAGGUAUCCUCCUCACAUGAACACGAAGCUCUCGCAGGCAGAGGCAGUGCACCCCGACGAGCUUGAUGAAGAGUUCGACACGUUCCCCACAAGCCGCAACCCGGAUCUGGUGAGGAUGAGGUAUGAUCGGUUGAGGAGCGUGGCUGGCCGGAUCCAGACCGUUGUUGGAGACGUUGCAACUCAGGGCGAGCGCCUCCACUCGCUGCUGAGCUGGAGGGACCCUCGUGCUACGGCCAUCUUCGUGACCUUCUGCCUCGUCUCCGCUGUGGUAUUGUAUGUCACGCCGUUCCAGCUUAUCGCUGCCUUGGCAGGUGUGUACAUGAUGAGGCAUCCGAGGUUUCGCUACCGCCUCCCAUCGCUGCCCGUCAACUUCUUCCGUCGCCUUCCUGCUAGGACGGAUAGCAUGCUGUAGGCUGAUCAACUUUCCUUACACUUUUUGAGAAACAUGACUUCUGUUGUAGUAUGCUUCUUAUCUUCUACAUCAGAUUAUGGAUGAUAUAUUUGUAAAACUCAUUUUCGUGCUGCAUUUUUAAUUUGUAGGUUCUUUGUGCAGUAAUAACCUUUUACCAUUUUGUC